Guillardia theta CCMP2712 is the source of this 1578-nucleotide messenger RNA. RefSeq lists its product as hypothetical. The transcript is spliced from 22 exons. NCBI's taxonomy places the organism in Eukaryota, Cryptophyceae, Pyrenomonadales, Geminigeraceae. Bases 1 to 1578 code for a protein of 525 amino acids. The record is from RefSeq and is a predicted model, not a curated record.
AUGGCAUGGGGCGGAAGUGUUAAGCUGGUAACAACGGUGGCGGUAGUAUGCUGCAUGGGAGGAGAGAGGAGAAGGAUGGGCUCGUCUGCAGGAAAGGAGCAAGCAGGCCAUGCAGGAAGCAGCGGGGGCUACUACAGCAGGAGCGAUGCUUUAGGGAGCAUGCCUUGUUCGAGCAUGCGGAGAUUGAGGGGAGGAGGGCAACCUGGACCGCAAGUUGGACCCAGCGCUAACCUGAGCCCUGAACCGAGCGACAUCAAUGUGUUCAAAGUGGAUGACAAGAGAGCCGCGUUCCCGGACUUCGUCUGUAUCAAGUCAGCUCUACGCCGAAAGAACUCGAAUAUAUGGAAUGGGAGGAGGAUUUUCAUACGGUGCGGCAAGAAGGAGCAGGAAUUUCUUGCCCACAGGUCGCACUUCAUGACAGCAUUGCCUCCCUUCAUCCUCACCUGCGUGCCUGGAAUAGACGUGCAUGAUCAGAUGACCGCAUCUACCUGCUCGAUUCUGAGCUUGAGUAAGGUGCAAUUGUGGGGGAAAUGGGAAUUUCAAGGAGAAAGCAUCGGCAUCUUCCAGGGGCUCUUCCUUAUGCAUACAGUUUAUGGGCCAUACAACCCACUGAUGCUCAUCGAAAACAAGGCAGAUAUCUUGUUCGAGCAAUGCGAGAUUCGAAACCUGGGAGGGAAGUGCAUUGUAAUGCGACAGUUUGCAGAGGUCACCAUGGACAGAUGCACCGUUGGUGGAACAUGCGGGUGCCGUCCUCUCCCAAAUCAUUUUUCUGCUAACGUCUCACAUGAAGAUCUCGUGCCCCGGAUCAUCACAAGCAGCUGCAGUGCAUCCAAAGAGAAGAGGAAGAAAAUGAGUACACGGAUCGACCCUGAGAAGCAUUGGGCACCCGGAGGGUGGAGGUUUGCCUCCGAUGGCAUCUCUGUGGAGAGCGGAUCGUGGCUGAUAGCCAAGAAGGUUCUCUUUGAAGACACAGGACGAGCAGACCACGCUAACAUGAUCGUCUUGCUCUCCUCUUCUUCUCUCCACAUCUCGCUCAUCAUCUCAGGUGGAGUUGCUCUGAGAUUAGUAGGACACGCUCGUGCCAACCUGUUCGAGUGUCGCUUCCAACGCAACCGAGUACACCUCGCAGCCGAUGCUACAGUGGUCAUGGACCUGGAGAAAUGUGACACCUUUGAGUUCGACGAGAAACGCAAGGACGAUCCCAGGUACCAUGGUGACGUCACCAAUUUCUACGCACAUCGAGCCAUACGGCUUCCAGGAAACGGAACAGCGAUUCUCGAGGCGCAGGAUCCGGAUCCUCUUUCAGGGAGGAAGUGGAGGGAAGUCAACACGCUGAACAGGUAUUGGACGCCUGGGGCUGCUGUUCGCGGUGUGGACCCGUACAAGAAGAUCAAGAGAGACAAAGAGAGGAAAGAGAGGAAGGAGUUGAAGGCAAAGUUAAGGUUGAAGUACGAGGCGAUGGGGUAUCCUGGUAUCCCAAAGGAUGUGGUAACUCGGCUGCAGGUCAUAGCAGUCAAGAGGAGGGACUUUACUGCGUUCACGCGCCCCAAGUCAAGGAGAAAAAAAGUCUACUUGUGA